UCGAAAAGUGUUCUCACACACAAAUGUUUCACAUUCCUUUCGUUAAAAAAAUGGUCUAAUAACAAUAAUGCGGUGAAGGGUAGACAUCUAUCCAAACACGCUCACCGAAAAAGGGCGUAUUCCCCCAAACAGUCAAAUAUCAAUACUUUAGGGUGUAACAUUCAUGUGGGAACGGGCAACAAGAAAUAUUUCCAUAUCAAACUACUACCCAAUGUUAUGAGUCAUGUGAGCUUGUAGUUACCCUGAUCUCAAUGGGGGCUUAGGCACCCAUUGUCCGCACCAUUUUACCCCAUUGUGUUCUCUGUUUUCACAAGUGAAAACUACGCCGAGUGAAGUAUAUGCGCUGGUCAAACAUUCACGCUAAAAACCCUUUUGGACGGGCGUAUUUAUACUAGAGGGGUGUUGCAAAUAUAUUCAUCAGUUUGCAUGCGCAUUUUGCGACACUCACAAAUUGUUCAGGUCAUUACUUGUUCAUAAUCAUACUUGAUAAAUAUGUAAUUAAAUGGAAAUGUAUUUUGUGUAUCGCGUUGACGGGUUUCGUGAUCCUGUUGCUCUUAGUGUGAAACAAGGAACACCCCUUUUAUGUGAUAAAUUAUUCAGCUAUACAAAAUGAAACUUCCACAGGUUGAGGUUCAGACGACAGCGGCCUACGUAACCGCGCCCAGGUGUGUUUCGUUGUGAGUAAUAAGCAUAGACAGUGCAGUCGACAUGCAUGACAUGAGUAUAAUUCGCCGGCCUACACACCAAAAAAAUAACCGUAGAUUCUGCUGAACGUUCUGUGAGUUAGUAUCGUACAGAGGUGAUGCGAUGUGGCAAAGGUCUCCAUCAUUUCUCACAUCUGGAUGUUUAACACUGAGUAGUCGCCUUUGAGAUUGCCGGCUUAGUCAUAGACAGCAGGUGAAGACAUCACUGAUAUUUUAACAAAGGUCUCAGUUGUCACUUUACCGGUUGUUGACUUAUUUGGAUGUUUGGAUCGAAGAUGGCUUUUUGGCAAGGUGUGACGCUCUGCGUUGUCGUCGCUUUAUUGACAACGACAAGUGUCCUGUCACAGACUGUUCCACCGCCGUCCUUCUCCGUGCGACCCAGCAACACGGUGGCAGCUAUGGGGCACGAGGUUAUCUUCUACUGCACCGUGGUCAACCUUGGCCGUCAUCAGGUGUUCUGGAACAUCGACCAGCGAUCGGCUGCGAACGCCGCCGCGAAAGAGUUCACCAUCGGCCCCAAUGCCAACACCCAUAACAGCUACCCUCGCUUCCAGUUCGUAGGGGAUGGAGGGAACGGAGAGUUUAACCUCCGCAUUUCCGAUGUAAAAGCAGACGAUGUAGGAAGAUACACCUGUCUUGUGAGUGACCCCAACGACCCUACCUCCUCGGCCAUGGAGGCUGGCGCCACGCUGACUGUCCUCGAUUCUCCCGUUGCACCGAUGCCUGGCUUUCCCCAGUGUACCAGGGCGCCAGACCCCAACCCAAUGGGAUUCUACAAUGAAAGCGAAGUCUUGACACUGACUUGCAUUACCAUGGGAGGGGUGCCCCUCCCCAACCUGUCCUGGGUCAGGGUGAGAGAUGACAAUACAACCGAGACUCUGCCAAUCCGUACUGUCAGAAGUGGUGAUGUUGUAACAGCCGAGGCCAAAGUCGAUCUGUCGAGUGUCGAUCACAAGUCGUUCUACCGAUGUGUCGAGACCCAUCCCAGUGGCACUACGGGGCGGACCUGCACCGUAUCCUCAAACGGGUCCGGUUCGCAGCCGUCCCUUGACGUCCGCUUCAAACCCGUGGUCAGUAUCACCCCCGAUGUGGUCAAUGUCGAGCUUCUUGAAACCGUGACUGUCGACCUGAGGUGCGAGGCGUACGCCAAUCCCCCCUUGACUAGCAGUCCGGUGAUUAUUCUCCCUGAGAAUAAGACUGGUGAGGCCAUCAGCGAAGAUGAUCUGACGAAGACGGCAACUAGGGUCGAUUUGACCACGGAAGACGUCGGGAAAGACCUCUUCUGCCGCGCAGUCAACAAUCUAGGUGUCGGUGAGGCCAGUGUGGAUGUCCGACGCUUGGGAUGGCCAACAUGGCUGAUCCUCGUCGUCAUUGGCGCCAUUGCUGUGGUGCUCUUCAUCUUCAUCGUGGUGAUCGCCUGUGCCUGCUGCGUGGACAGGUCGGGACAGGAAGACGAGAAAUACAAAGACCGACUGCGAUACUCCGUGAACAGGUCACACCAGACCUCCAGACGACACGAGGGAGUGGGUGAUGGGGACUACAUCGACGGGUACGAAGAUGAAGACAUUGUCCCCAUCGAAGACUUCCAAGGAGGGCAUGAGUUGGCUGAGAUGCAGGAGCACCAGAAGGACUCCAGCACAAGCAACGACUUCGAGACGGGAGAGAGAGGCCCGAGGUAUCAGAACGUCAACGAGGCGUUCCAGAGUGACAACAACUCAUUUUCUCAGUCCAAUCCAUCGUCUUCGGAGCCCAUAAUUGACCCCGACUUUGAAUAGACUCUCUAGAUGGAAUGGCGCCGAUAACCACAAUGGCUUGGGGAAAAUGAGAAAUAGUAACAGUUUUGGUCAAUAUCCAGAAAGAUAUUUGGAUUUUGUCAUGUAUAAUGGUCCGAUCUUACACAAUGCAGAUAUAAUUGAAAACAAAACCACAUGGAAUGCACGAAAUAAAAUAAACCUAGCUAAAUGUGUUUAAAAACGUACAGUUUUUUUAACGGUGGCGGGAAUAAGUUCCAAAAAAUAAACCAUCAGAAUUCGUAAAUUCCAUCUAAGAUGAUUCGAAAAUUCAGGAUCUUGAAGUUUAGUGAUACACAAAAAUACCUUUGCGUGUUGGAUGCGUUCGGAGGAUAGGGUCUGUAUCUUGAACGAAAGGUCACAUCGAGAGGAGAAAGUACAUUGGUCAUUAAGACAUUUGAAUGGUCAUGACGUCAUUUUAAACAUGACGACAGGCCUGACGCCAUACAAACAUGCAGGCUAUGUACUUUUCCUUUGGAUUUGAUCAUCUUUUUUUUAAAUGGUACGUACGGUUAUGGUUGCUCCAAAGAAGUUCUGAGGGAUCGAGGUUGAAAACUUUAAACUUUUUGUUUUUUACGUCGUUUCCAUCGAAAUGUGCAACUUCAGUCGUUCUUUUAAAUAUUAUCAUUCACUAAUGACCGAUCUUUUGUUAAUGAUUGGCGCUAAAUGCUAAUUUGCCGUGUAGAAUUGCAAGCAUAUCAGCCUGUUUACCAAAACUAUGUCUUUCGAAUCAAGGGCGCGGCCAUCUUGUCUUGUCCCUAGAGGUAGCAGGCUGUUGCCAAGUUGGUCAGCAAAAAUAGACCAGCCUAUUUUGCUCAAACUACAGCUGCGUAAAAAGAAAGCACAUUUUGUAAUUAUUUCAAAGCUAAGAUAAAAAGGCUUACUUUUUUCAGUGACGAGAAAAUGCAAGAUACAGGAAUCAGACAAAAAAAUGUAGUACAUGUAUAAGCAAUUAGAUUGCUCCGCAUUUUUGCUGUAAUUUAAAGAUUUGCUGUCAAUUUGUGCCAAUUAUGUCCUUAUGGUGAUUGCUUUGCUGUAUAUUACGUUACUUUGGGAUUACAAGGGAUGACAUGUAGAAUUAUAGAAACUAUAGAAAUAAAAGGACAUACAUUGUAUCUUCAUUGAUAUUAGGUUAAAAAUCACAUUCUGUGUUUUAAUAUUAAAAUUAUUAUGGACCUAUUUUUAAGAAAAAAAAAUUGAUUCAAAAAUUUGAUUGGGUGAUGAUUUUGUUGAUACAAGUGGGUAUUGUACGAUCUUCUGUUAUUCUCUAUAACUAUAUAUGAAUUGUCAGGGUAUUUGAAUUGUGAUCAUUUUUCAUUUAAUAUCUAAAUUAAUGACAAUCAAGUUGCCAAGAAAUAUGAUUUACAUGCCUUAUAUAGAUACCUAUGCAAACGGAUCACAUAUUUUUUAAUUAUGCAAAUGAUCAGAAUUUUUCUCUGAUCCUUGUACAUAAAAGUGAAAACUGCAAGUUAUAAUUGUAAAUAUUUGCCUGGGCCUUCAUCCGACUUUGAAAAAAAGAAAAGCUAAGCGCUAUUUGUAUUGGUGUAAAAAGUAGGGGAAAAGAUUUAAUCCUUUAUUAUAAAGCUUAGAAUUUGAAAAACAAUGAAAUCGACGUCACAAUGCUUGUAAAUUUAUUCAAAAGAAUUAAAAUAUAAAUCUGUUCACACAGAAACUAUUUUUUUACAUUAUUGGAAUGAAUUACAGGCUAACAUACAGUCAUGUAGCGAAAAUUUGAAAGUGAAGCAAAGGAUCUUGUUAAUUACUCGCCAUUGUGUUGUAUUCGUAUCUCACUGUUUGAAAUGUUAUUUCUACAGUACAUCAACAUCUCUUAACGUACAAUCAUCAAACGGGAAUAUUUCGUUUAAACAUUACGAAAAAAAACACCAUUAUUUUGUAUUUAAAAAUUGGGAUAUUUUAAACGAUAAUAAAUAAUGCUUAUGGAUGCAAAAAAAGAGAGAUCAUG
This is a messenger RNA of Patiria miniata (bat star), 4457 nucleotides long. RefSeq lists its product as uncharacterized. The coding region runs from base 965 to 2479 and encodes 504 amino acids. The transcript has a single exon. The record is from RefSeq and is a predicted model, not a curated record. Lineage: Eukaryota; Metazoa; Echinodermata; Asteroidea; Valvatida; Asterinidae.